AUGGACAAGUUCGAGCUCGUCACCCUCGCAAAGGAGUUUGACCAGCACGAUCGAUCGCAACAGCCCGGCCAUGUACCUCUGUCGCAGCCUCAGGCUGAACAACACGAUUUCGAGAAGCAACGCAUUCCCACUGAUGUCGAGAAGCACGCUCUCGACUCUGUCGAAAGAGAAAAGGGCGCGCCAACACCACCUCUGACCGCCCAGCCGGCAGACGGUCAACGCGUUACAGACAACACAGACCGCCACGCGCGCAACGAUGCGCCUCCUCCUCCUUCCGAGCCACCUACUGGCGGUGACUCGCCAUCAGACGACGACGAACCUAUUAAAGACCGAGGCUGGGCAGCAUGGAAGUUCGUACUCGCCUCGGCCGCCACUGAGUUCAUGAUCUGGGGCGCCUCGUACGGCUACGGCUCUUUCCAAGAGUAUCACCAGCACGAUCCCAGCUCGCCCUUCCACCAGACCUCGCUCACCGCCACCUCGUCGAUCGGCACCUCGCUUCUGGCAGGACAGCACUUUGUCACGCUCCUCACCUUCGGACUCUACUCGAUGUUUCCGUCGCUCAUCAAGCUGUUCACCUACAUCUGUGUCGCGGGUGCCGCGCUCUCGCUGCUUAUCGCGAGCUUUGCCAACUCGGUGGCGCUUUUGAUUGUGUUCCAGGGCUUGCUACUGGGCAUGUUUGGCGGCAACAUCUUUACGACGGUGAUCCUGUGGCUGCCAGACUGGUGGGAUCAGAGACGUGGCUUUGCGACGGCGCUCAUCUUUGCCGGUUCGGGGAUUGGUGGGAUUCUGUGGCCGAUCAUCUUCACGCAGCUGUUGGAGAGGGUCGGGUUCCGGUGGACGCUGCGCACAUGGGCGUUGCUCCAGCUGGUCGUGUCCGGCGGAGCGACGCUGUGUCUGAAGCCGGGGCGCCAACCGAGAACGCGUGUGGUCGGGGCGUUUCGGUGGAGAGCGGUGCUGCCGGGCUUGCCUCGCUCGCUGUUUUCGGCAGUGACGCUGCUCAACAUUGUCGCGCUGCUGCUGCAAACGACGGCGUAUUACUCGGUGGCGCUCAACAUUUCGAACUACGCCUCGUCGAUGGGCUUCAGCUCCAACACGUCGACUGGCAUCUUGUCGGCCUUCAAUGCGUCGGCGUCGAUCACGUAUUUUGUGCUGGGCUACCUGGUCGACCGCUUUCCCUACCCGCUGCUCAUGGCCACGUCGACUGCGCUCAACCUCGUGUUCACUGCGCUCGUGUUCGGGUUCGCGGGCAACUCGCUGACAAAGAUUGUCAUCUACGUCGUGUUUUUCGGGCUGACCGGCGGCGGGUUUUCCAGUUUCCUGACGCCCGUGUCGAGGGAUAUCGUCGACAAGUCGAGGUCGCACGAGUUUUCCCUGCGCUUUCUCUACCUCGUGUGUGUCCGCGGGCUGGCCGCGAUGCUGGGUCCGAUUCUAGCGGUGCAGUUCUACCCGGACCGUUUGGGCAAGCCGUCGACGUACGGCAGCUUUGGGUUUACCGGCUUCAUUGCGUUUAUCGCGGGCACAUUGGCGCUGUCGACGCUGGCAUCGUUGGCCCUCUUUGCGCACAAGAGGUAUGGCGAACCGAGGAGGGAGAAGGCCAAGGCUUUGAGUGAGCCGGUCACGCCGCCACCAGAGGGGCCAGAGGGGCCAGAGGGGCGCGCAGAUGGUGCGUGCGGGGCGUGA
This is a messenger RNA of Sporisorium graminicola, 1680 nucleotides long. RefSeq lists its product as uncharacterized. Gene Ontology annotation, molecular function: transmembrane transporter activity. The transcript has a single exon. Gene Ontology annotation, biological process: transmembrane transport. Gene Ontology annotation, cellular component: fungal-type vacuole membrane. The record is from RefSeq and is a predicted model, not a curated record. Bases 1 to 1680 code for a protein of 559 amino acids. NCBI's taxonomy places the organism in Eukaryota, Fungi, Basidiomycota, Ustilaginomycetes, Ustilaginales, Ustilaginaceae.